AUGACGAGUACCGGGUUUUUAUCACUGCAACAACAAGAAUCACCAGCCCAGACUUUAUCUUACACACCUUGCCAGCCAUACAACAACGACAAUGAUGAGGACGGUGGUGGCAUGCAUGAUAAUAAUAACCGAAAGCUACUGGUUGACCUUGUCCGUGAUCACCAUUCGCUUUACUUUAUGGAACAUCGAGAUCGCCCCAACGUUGUAGCACGUGUCCUUGUUACCUUGCAUGAGCUUGGUGCUAGUAACGAUCAGCUCGCUCGUGUAUAUGAUCAACUUUAUGCUGAGUUGACUCCUUUGAGAAUGGCACCCAUUCAAAUUGACGAGAAUAAUUGGCAAGAGUAUCUAGGCAACCCCAUCUACUAUGGAAAUUACCUCGACUUUUUCGACAAGCAAUUAGAAACGCAUGGCAUGGAAGGUGUCGUUGAACGCUAUCUCUACGAUAGCGUGCUACUUUAUUCUGUGGGGUCCCAACUACAGCCGCUUGUUCAUUUGGCAUUCGGUAUUGAGCAACGACUCCCACUAGUGGUGACACAAGGUUUAGCGUAUUUGGCAAGCACUUUCUUGGAUGUGUCGGAGCUAACAACCAUCCACAACGACAACAAUGACGAUACCAACGCCACGUUCUGGAACGAUGAACAGCUGCUGUUUGACCUUGUGGGUGCUGAUCGUCGUUUUGGUGGCAAGAUUGAUGGCAGCAAUACGUUUCACUCGGCUGUCAAGGUGUUAUUGAAAAGCAAAAGCGAUCUGCUAAAGACAUAUCUAUUCGAGUGGACCAAACGUAACAGACAUCAAACCCUUCAGCAACGUUUGGAUGAGCUUGUUGCUAUGAGCGUACGAUUAAUUACUUAUAGCAGCCAUCAACAGCGUGUGGGUGCCAUUGAGCUUGAUUGGUUUUUGGGUGGUGGGCAAUUGCUUUCAUCCGCCCUGGCUAUCCAAACACUGAUCAAUCAUGCUCCAUCCCACGUUAAUAUCAUGAUGCCCCUCGUCAACUUGCAGUUCCUCGCCACAUUAUGCACGUACAUUGUUCAAGGACGACCUCGUGAUAUGGGUGCAUCAGCUUCCCUAUUCUCAUCCACCACGUCAUUUACUUGGGAGCAAUGCGUUGCCACCAUUGUUGAGUCGGCCGACCCUAAAGCCAUCCUCACCUUACAAGCCUUGAAAAAAGCACAGGAUCAACAUCCUGCCGAUACCCAUCUCUAUCUCCAAACCGCCAACUUCCUUGCUCAUUUUGCUCAAAACGGCACUUGGGUUAAGGGUGGCAUUGGUUGGUAA
Molecule: messenger RNA, 1275 nt
Organism: Lichtheimia ornata
Lineage: Eukaryota; Fungi; Mucoromycota; Mucoromycetes; Mucorales; Lichtheimiaceae
Exons: 3
Coding region: 1-1275 (424 amino acids)
Molecular function (GO): oxidoreductase activity
Source: RefSeq, a predicted model, not a curated record